AUGUUGUUGCAGGAAGUCAAAAAGCUUCUCAAGCUGAACGGUCUCUUGCUAGCUCCUGACGCCGCAGAAUACCUAGCUUCCACCCUUGAUAUUGUUUCUGGUGAUGCAGUUAGGCGCUUCGUUGAAUGCGUGCUCUUCGUUCCGGCAUUGGAGGACAACCGUGUUACGAAAUCUGUCUGUGAGCAAAUCCUCACCAGCUGGAAGUCCAGUUCCAGCGCUUGUGCAGAAGUCAUUCGUCUCAUCAAUGCUCUUGAUGUGCCUCGUUUCAGAUAUUGUCGAGACACAAAUAAAUUCGUUCCACUCCGGAUUUCACCGGGAGAUGAUAUGAAUAGUCUUCUUCCCUCCUCUCCUCUGCCCAAAUCCUUUCUCUUUGCUCAUCGGUAUGAGGUGGUAUACCAACGGGUGGCCCGAAAUCCUCUCUUUUCCGACGAGAAUGGUUUCAAGCUACGUCCGAUAGAGUUUCUUCUCUCUUCUGGUGGCAAAAGAGCUUCAGAAGGUGAAGAGGAGGGUGAACGAGAUGGAGAGGUGACACCAACAGUGAUUGUCCUUGGCGUCUUAAUACAGCUGAAAAAUGCUCAGUGGCACCUCGAGGAUCCUACUAAUCUGAUCAAGUUGGACCUUUCCAACACUCGAUUUCAUCAGGGAAUCUUUUCGGAGGGAGCGAUAGUUCUCGCCGAGGGUUACUACGACGAUAAUGCUGAGGUGUUUCGGGCCUCUGGUAUUGGCCUUCCGCCUGUAGAAAGCGCUGCCCAGACGCGGAAAUAUUUCAGUGUGACAAAUCCCUUCGGUGGGGAGAAAUUAGACGCUCCUGCCGCUCCUGUCGACCAACAAUUGUCUCGACUUCUUAACGCACUACCAGAUUCCAUGCUGGUUCUCUUGGGAGAAACACGCCUGGACGCGGCAGGAUGUCUGGAACACCUUGAGACCAUUUUUACGGGCUACGCAGACUUUCCACCCUGCGCGUUUCUUCUCUGUGGCGAUUUUAUCGCAGCUGACUACAGUCCUCACAUUGGCGAAAAACGUGGCUUGUUGAAACACCUCUUUAAGCGCCUCAUCGAUGCCUUUCUCCGAGUCUAUGGCGAUGCGGAGGCACGCGGACACCGUCAACCGCGCCUGGUACUGGUUCCUGGACCUCAUGACCCUUGUGUCGGGCCUCAGGGAAUUCAUCCUCGCCCUUCACUUCCAUUCGACCUCUUCGGAAUAGAGGAACGAGGCGCCUUGUCUACUGAUUGGCUCUGGUUGGCUACCAAUCCGUGCAGAUUAAGGGUGUUUACAAGAGAGGUGGUGGUUUUUCGAUAUGACUACGGAAGGCACUUAAUGAGAUAUUGCCUUCACUUACCAACUGUUUCGUCAACUUCUGCUGACGCUACUGUGGAAGCUGCUUCCUGCGAUCUCGAUGCUGAGACACAGCAGGAACAAAAUCGGGAACACACUAUGACAGUAAAAGGAGAGGACGCUCCAGCUGCAGUGUUGGGUCGAGGGCUAGCCCGCUGCAUCUCCAGUCAAGGACACCUCGCUCCCUUACCACUUCACGUUUCCCCAGUCUACUGGGCCUACGAUCAAAGUCUUUGUCUUAACCCUCUGCCAGACCUUGUCGUUGCUGUGGAACCGGGAGCUAUUGCUGAUUUGAACGUCGCCUCGACCUCCAUUGUGUCUGGAGGCGAGGAUCCUCUUGGUGGCUGUCGAUUCGUCAAUCCAGGGCGCUUUGGAAGUGAAGAAUACAGCUUUAAGGUAUACUACCCAAGCAGCAGACUCGUGGAAGAUAGUAGGGUACCCCCAUAG
Hydatigera taeniaeformis is the source of this 1782-nucleotide messenger RNA. The record is from the annotation of a GenBank genome assembly. NCBI's taxonomy places the organism in Eukaryota, Metazoa, Platyhelminthes, Cestoda, Cyclophyllidea, Taeniidae.